Messenger RNA from Pseudomassariella vexata, 1503 nucleotides. RefSeq names its product pyridoxal phosphate-dependent transferase. The record is from RefSeq and is a predicted model, not a curated record. NCBI's taxonomy places the organism in Eukaryota, Fungi, Ascomycota, Sordariomycetes, Amphisphaeriales, Pseudomassariaceae. The transcript is spliced from 2 exons. The coding region runs from base 1 to 1503 and encodes 500 amino acids.
AUGGACGACGUAAAAUCACUACCUUCAAAGGACAUAAUCCUCCAGCGAGAAUCUCGCGAUGAUGGGAGGCCAUCACCUGAGUUCGGAAAGCCGAUGCUACAGAAUUUCCUCUUCGACCUGAGCUAUCGAAACCUUAACCACGGCUCCUACGGCACUUACCCUCGCGAGAUCCAGAAAAAGCUACGGCACUACCAGGACCUCGCCGAAUCAAAACCAGACUCCUUCAUCCGCUACAAGUAUCCACUCCUCUUAGACUCAUCCCGCGCCGCCGCUGCCAACCUCCUCAACGCGCCCCUUGACACAAUAGUCUUCGUCCCCAACGCAACCAUGGCCGUGAACACCGUCCUUCGGAACCUGCAAUGGAACGCCGACGGCAAAGAUGAAAUCCUCUCCUUCACUACCAUUUACGGUGCCUGCGGCGCUACCAUAGACUACAUGGUCGAGUCGAACCGAGGCCUCGUCUCGUCUCGAGAAAUCGUAUUAACGUACCCCUGCGAAGACGACGAGAUCCUAUCCCUCUUCUGCGCCGCGGUGGAGACGUCCCGAAAGGAGGGAAAACGACCCAAGAUUUGUCUGUUCGACACCAUAACCAGCAUCCCCGGUGUACGAUUCCCCUUCGAGGCGAUGACAAAGUUGUGCCGUGAUUUCGGCAUCCUAAGUCUCAUUGAUGGCGCCCACGGUGUUGGGCAAAUCGAGCUUGAUCUAAGCACUCUGGACCCGGAUUUCUUCCUCAGCAACUGCCACAAGUGGCUGUACGUCCCGCGCGGUUGUGCAGCGUUCUACGUACCCCCUAGGAACCAGGGGUUGAUACGGUCGACUGUGCCUACGUCUCACGGGUAUGUUUCCAAGAUGCCGAAGCGGGCCAAUCCCCUACCGGUGGGAAGGAAGUCGGCGUUUGUGAAAAAUUUUGAGUGGAUGGGGACGAUUGACAAUAGUCCGUACAUAUGUGUCAAGGAUGCUAUAGAUUGGAGAGAACAGGUGUUGGGUGAGGAGAGGGGGAUUCGUGAAUACAUGCAGAAUCUCGCGAGGGAGGGAGGCAAAAGGGUCGCGGAGAUUCUCGGGACGGAGGUUAUGGAGAAUAGGAAGGGCACGCUGACGCAGUGUGCUAUGGUCAACGUGGCGUUGCCCUUUCGGAUAAAUACGUCUGCUUCGAAGACGGAUUCAACUGCAUCACCAAAAGGAGAGCGCUUGGGCACAUCGAACGCUCGAAAUUCAGGUGAGAUAAGCAUAUCGGAGUCCAUCAAGAUCGAGUUAAGCCUCCGAGGUGGUGCAGAAGCAGAUGAAUACUGGCUCCCAGAAGAAGAAGUGUUGGGCGUAACGGAGUGGAUGCAAGAAACUCUGAUACGCGACUACAAGACAUUCGUUGUCGUGUACCCGCAUGGACAUCGUUUGUGGACCAGAUUGAGUGCUCAAGUCUACUUGGAUCUUGAGGACUUUGAAUGGGCUGGGCACACACUGCAUGAGCUUUGCCAACGGGUGGCGAAAGGCGAAUAUUUGGAUUAG